Molecule: messenger RNA, 879 nt
Organism: Lotus japonicus
Lineage: Eukaryota; Viridiplantae; Streptophyta; Magnoliopsida; Fabales; Fabaceae
Product: probable caffeoyl-CoA O-methyltransferase At4g26220
Exons: 4
Coding region: 90-650 (186 amino acids)
Molecular function (GO): O-methyltransferase activity; S-adenosylmethionine-dependent methyltransferase activity
Source: RefSeq, a predicted model, not a curated record
UGAAAACUCCUAUUAAAAUGGCUACUACAACAGAGCAGGCAUUGCAAUUCUGUAAACUGAGAGAAUAGAGGAUUUGCCAAAUUUGUAAAAUGUCCGCUAAUACUGGAAUUCUUCAGAGUGAGAAAUUGACGGAGUAUAUACUGGAGACCAGUGUUUUCCCACGAGAACCAAAGAUUCUCAAAGAGUUAAGGGAUGCCACUGCAAGUCACCCUUGGGGCUUCAUGGGCACAGCACCCGAUGCAGGUCAGCUAAUGGCCUUACUCUUGAAGUUGCUGAAUGCUAAAAAGACAAUUGAGGCGGGAGUUUUCACUGGAUACUCUCUUCUUCUCACAGCACUUAGCAUUCCUGAUGAUGGAAAGCCUUCAAAUGAGGGAACUUUUGAUUUUGCCUUUGUUGAUGCUGAUAAACGCAAUUACUGGAAUUACCACGAGCGGUUGGUUAAACGGGUUAAGAUUGGAGGGUUGAUUAUCUAUGAUAACACCCUCUGGGGUGGAACUGUUUCCUGGUCUGAAGAGGAUGUUCCUGCACCCAAAAGAGGAGUCAGGCAAAGUACACUGACUUUCAACAAAGCCAUUGCAAGCGAUUCACGCAUUGAGAUUUCUGUUGCUUCAGUAGGUGAUGGGUUCACCAUCUGCAGGCGUGCUCAUUGAUCCUUACUUUCCUAUGUUGUAUUAUGGUUAAAGUUUUCAGCGAGUUUACCAAGUUCAUGUACUAGACCAUGUUUGGUAGGAAGUAUUUAAGUGAAUAAAGCUAAUGGUUGUUACUAACAAGUAACAACUCAUUUUGCUACUAUUUUGAAUUUAUUAUAUAUCAUAUUUUUCUCUCAUAAUAGAAAAUAAAUAAUAGUUAAAAUAAUAUGGUGAAAAACUACACUGCCCA